Messenger RNA from Toxorhynchites rutilus septentrionalis, 3253 nucleotides. Its product is annotated as bicaudal D-related protein homolog. The record is from RefSeq and is a predicted model, not a curated record. The transcript has 5 exons. Lineage: Eukaryota; Metazoa; Arthropoda; Insecta; Diptera; Culicidae. Bases 419 to 2152 code for a protein of 577 amino acids.
GCGCACUUUCAGUGCGGUUUUAGUUGCUACAGUGUCGAGAUCGUAGCGGUGGUUUCGUCGUGCGUUCGUUUAUUUUUCUACUUCGUGUCUUUUUUUUUCGCUCGCGUACCCGUCACCCCGUGGUCUUGGUCGUCGUUGUAAGGUGGUUAUACCCAAGCGUUCCUGGAGUUCUUUGUUUUGUCCCGCAGUCGUUUACCUCGGUGGCACGGGUUGCUAAGGAACUUUUCGAUGUAAUCCAGCGAUGCUGAAAUAGAAUUGCUUCUGUUUUUUGCGGCCGAGCAACCCAAGCAUCCAAGUGUAAAACGACUGUAAUUAUAAUCCGAGACCCUUCGCCACCAUAACUGAAACAAAACAAAGCGAGUAGAUCACACAAUUGGUUUCUUACCUUCAUCCCCAAUAACAACCCUGCAUCAUUUGUAUGGAUAAGCACAGUAGGUCGAAGAAACCAACACUCGAAGAUUACAUUAUAGACAUGGAGACGCGGCCGCCCGAUAGCGGCCAGAUCUCCGACACCGAUGUGUGGGCCCAGCUGCACCAGAAAGAGGCCGAUCUGCUGCUGGCGGCCGAGCUCGGGAAGGCGCUGCUCGAGAAGAACGAGGAGCUGAAGAAGCAGCACGAGAAGCUGGUGGACGACUACUCGGGCAAGCUAGAGAAAUUGGAACAAGAGAAGUACAUCCUAAAACGGCAACUGGAGAUAACCUCGAGUGAGAACGAUGCCAUCAUCCUGGAGCUACAAACCGACAUCAAGCAGUUCCGGCAGAGGCUGGAGGCGCAGGAACAGCUGAUGCGACAGAUGGAGCGGGAGAAGAACCUGCUCAUCGAAGAACUGACCGCCCAAAAUACCCGCCUUUCGAACGAGCUGAAAAAAUCCAAUGCCACCGAGCAGCAGCUGUCGGCGCAGCUACAGGAGAUCAGAGAGCAAUGCAAUCGGCGGACGUUGAGCAUACAGGACCACGUCAACAGCCUGGACAGUCUGAAGAACGAACUUCGGAUGAUCCUGGAGAAGAAGAAUGACCUCGAGCAUCGGCUGCACAUGACGUCGACCGAAAAGGAGAACUUGUCGAUAGCCCUGAACGAGGCCUCCGAGAGGAUACACAUCCUGGAGCGAAGCACCAGGGAGCAGGACACCCAGUAUCAGAUGACCGUUCAGACGCUGGAUCGGCUCGAACGGGAAAAUGGGACGCUCAGCGAGCGGCUCGAAUCGUUCGAUUCGCAGAAAUCGCACAUAAGCGACCAGAACCAUUCCUCGCUGAUGCAGGAAAUGAACGGAGAGGACGAUUCGAUGAUGAUUGGCGUGGCCGGGUGCAAGGACGAAGCGACUCUGUUGCUCAACAAGGAAGCACAGUCGGUGUACAAACAGCUCAAGACGCUCUGCCAGACGCUGAGGAGUACCCACCAUGAUGACGAUUCGGGUCUCCACUCGGACAUGUCCUUCUCCUCGUUGGACAACACCUCCUCCUCUUCGCCACAAUCGGUUGACGCUGGUUUGGGAGGUUCUGCGGGUCCUUCGACCACGCAGAGUAUCCUGCGUGUACCGGAAAAGUUCACCCGCGGGAUGCUGUCGGCCGCCGCCGACGAACUAGUACACAUCAUCAUGGACCUGGACGCGAUGCAGUUCAAAACCAUGUUCGAGCAGACCCGUGCGAUGCUGAUCGACCAAGAGGAGGAACUGAAACGGAAAACCGAAACAAUUCGGCAGCUGGAGAGCAAGCUCUCGGUGCAGGAUAUAGAGCUUCAGAGCGCCCUCGAGGAGCGUAACCAGGCCCGGAAUGACGCGUCCCACUCGAGCCUUGCCCAGGACGAAACUGUGAUUCAGGCCCGCCAGGAUCGGGAUGCGGCCAUCGAACGGCGCACGAAGGCCGAGGUUGAACUGGCCAAAAAUCGGGUGGAGCUGAUGCAAGCCAACAGUCAGCUACUCGAAGCCAUCCAGCAGAAGGUUGAACUGCUGCAGCAGCUCGAACAGUGGCAGAUCGACAUGCACGAGCUGAUCGAGGAGCAGAUGAAGAACAAGCUUAACAAUGAAUCUAGUACAAAACCGCAGACGCCUCAGCGUGUAUCGAAUUCGUCACAGCAGGCCGGUGCCAAUGGGUCGGCAAAUUCUUCGGCCGGCAAUCGCAAGAGUCGCCUACUAGAUCUGUUCUACCACCGAUGAGAUGACGCAGCAGCGGAAGACAGGAAGACAGGAAGAAAAGUAAAUAACACUGGAACAUGUGCAAAUGCAAAGAGCGCAAUCUCGAUCAGUCAGGGAAUGUAGCUAACGAUGGGCGUGCGGUAGAGAUGUCCGGUAGUGAAAACGAUUCACACUGCAUUUAUAUUCGACCUACUUAUACCUUAGUGUAACUGUUGUAAUCGCUCGUCUCACGUUCACCGGAUAACUUCCCCCACUUUUCCCGCAUGUGAUAAACAGCUGAUCGAAGAUUGAACCGAUCAACGAAUCAUUUUUUUACGGUUAACCAGUAUUUUUGUAAGAAAUGAAAGUAAACGUAAAUUGAUAACAAUUUUUAACAGCUACGUCAACACUAACCCAUACCCAUACUCCCGUAAUCAAAUGUCAAUCCGAGGAAGCGAGAGAUCGACCACCGGAAGAUUCAGAACUCGACCGUAACAAGCAAAAAAAGUCUAAUUUAUAUAACUGUUCUUUUUACCACGGUGUAACCAAAAAUUUAUAUUACUACAUAGAAGAAUUAACAAUGAUCAGACGCUACAAGGUAAAAAUGAUUAUCUGCAAGGCACCCUGUUUCCUCUGUUGUUUGUUCCGUUAUCAAAGAUAAACUUUUUAAGUUGUGAUAAUUGUUCGAAAACAAAGCUUUGCUACGAACAAUACCCUAACCUAACCUACGAUGCUAAUUAAACGUUGAGUGAUAACCGGUUGCCUUUUGCUGUGAAUGGAGUAGAGCAAUUAUCCGAAACGAAAAUCAUAUUUGGAAACAGUGCCUGAAGUGCAGAUGGAUUCGAAGCUAUAUUUAAUAGUUGUUCAAUAAGUCUAUUGGAUCGAUUUGGUAAUUUAAAAAAAAGUGAAAGAAAACAGCAUAUUUUUAACGCGCAGCUAAUUGUUAGGGAACACUAAAAUCUGCAGCAAAUGCGAAGGAAAGAAUUAGUUUGGAGCGAAGCUAACUUAUCGUUAAGGACAUAGUGAAAAUGGAGCAACUGUAAAGCUGAUAAUGUGAAAUAAUAUUGAAUAAUAAUCUAUUUGUAACUGUUGUAACUGGAAGCAAGAGAAAUGAUAGAAUAAAGUAUUAUGAUGAGAUUAAAA